AUGGAUCGAUAUCGCGGGCUUCGUUCCGAGGACCAAGACCAAGGCGUUGUCACGUCCAACAAAUAUGACUUCGUUUCUCAGCUUGCCCCAGGAGUAUGGAAGGUCUAUCGCAAACAAGACAAGGUCGAAUUCAUCGCGCGCGACGCCACUGACGAGCUUCAUCUGCCCAAUGGUCAGAAAAGUCCCAUUGUGUUCUUGCUCGAUCCGAAAAUGUACAACAUCGGCGCACCCAUCAUGACCAUAUUGAAUCACGAGAAUCUCGUCAACUUUGUCGACUGGAUCCAGACGUACAUUAGCUGCCCCGCCAGAGUUGGAGUGCGAAUGCAGCAGAAGCCUCCAAGUCACUUCCUCGUCUGGGACUUUUGCGAUGCCGGCACACUCGAGAACCUCUUCCUACCGAGAUAUCGACCAGAACUAACGGACGAUGAAAAGGAGGAACGCGAACUGCAGAUAGAAGAAGCCAAAGCAGAGGGGCGUGAAUAUGAGGGGCCAAAGGAGAAGAACGUGUUCUUGCCCGAGUCACUCUGCUGGCAUGUCGUGUGCUCCAUCCUCAAGGCCUUGAUGUGGUUGCAUCACGGCAUCCGCGAUCAAUACAACGCAGACACAGGGAUGUCCGAGCAGCACCGUGCAGAUGUGGACUGGCAGACGAUAUUGCACCGCGACAUUAUGCCAUCCAACAUCUUCUUCUGCCACCCGCGCGCCACAGAGACGUAUGGCAUGUGUAAGCUGGGCAACUUCGGCAAGGCAUUUGUAUCGGGUCAUGUGAAUGGCGUCUCGGACAACAGGGUGCCGGCCUCAGCAGGCAUGGUGCGGGCAGGCAGGGACGGACACGCACCGCUGGAUCAGCUGCGUUGCCUGGACAACGGUAUUCCGAGAUAUCAACCGCCAACGAGACAUCGGCCGUAUACAAUCUCCAGCGAAUACCGAGCUCUCGCAGACGUCAUGCUGGCAAUGAUGCAACAGCCAGUUCGUAGUGCCGAUGAACACGUGGCGUGGGUGCGCGACAGGGACUUCUUGAAACAGCUCCGCGACACCGACUACAGCAAUCAGCUCAAGGACAUGGUCUACGACCUAAUGUCGUUCGAUGAUGGUCAACCUAUGCCCACGGCCCGCCUCUAUGAAAAGGCGAGGCACCAGUUUGCUGGCUUUCGAAAGCACGACAAGGAGGGCCAGGCGAUGGCGAUGAUUGAAAGUGUACUGUCGGCCCAGUCUUUUCAGGAGGCCAGGAAAAAAGAGCACAAUCUUAUGUUGAACAGCUUGACUGGUCGCGUUCUCGAGAAGCAGGACGCCAAAGUGGAUGAAUCGCCGAACGAGGAGCGGAAGGGUAUUCUGGAUGAGAUAGCGGCUUUCGUUGAUCGUUUCGAGAAGCAGUAUGAGGAAGUGAGCGAGUGA
Messenger RNA from Pseudomassariella vexata, 1392 nucleotides. RefSeq lists its product as uncharacterized. Lineage: Eukaryota; Fungi; Ascomycota; Sordariomycetes; Amphisphaeriales; Pseudomassariaceae. The transcript is spliced from 2 exons. The record is from RefSeq and is a predicted model, not a curated record. Gene Ontology annotation, biological process: protein phosphorylation. Gene Ontology annotation, molecular function: ATP binding; protein kinase activity. The coding region runs from base 1 to 1392 and encodes 463 amino acids.